Messenger RNA from Pelodiscus sinensis (Chinese soft-shelled turtle), 1298 nucleotides. RefSeq names its product thaicobrin-like. Lineage: Eukaryota; Metazoa; Chordata; Testudines; Trionychidae. Gene Ontology annotation, molecular function: protein binding. The record is from RefSeq and is a predicted model, not a curated record.
AAGCAGGUUGCAAGGCAACACCUUGUAGAAGGCUGGCAGGGAGUUUUGGCAAGGUAGCUGCAGAUCCUGAGCGUGGAGCCUUGAGAAGGGAAGUGUUGGGCUGAGAUGGCGUCUUCUCGUGCUCCCAGACUCCUCCGGGAGGAGCUGCUGGAGAGAAGCGAGCUCCUGAAGAAGUGCAAAGCGGAUGUGACUCUGGAUCCGGACACGGCGAAUGCCUGGCUCUUCCUGUCUGCGGAUGGGAAGUCCGUGAAGGCGGGAGACCACCCCCAGGACGUGCCCCCCAAUCCCAAGAGAUUUGAGCUUGCUCCCUGCGUGCUGGGCGCCGAGGGGUUCACCUCGGGGAGACAUUACUGGGAGGUGGAGGUUGGGGAGCAGCGGGAGUGGGCCGUGGGAGUCGCCUUAGAGUCGGUGAAGAGGAAUGAAUUGCUCGAUCUUAAGCCGGAGGAGGGGAUCUGGAGUCGUGGGUGCUGGUGGCUUCGGAGGGACGCAGACGGUGCCUCUGAUGUGUCCUCACAGGGGUGUGUGAAAUCCGGGAAGAUCGGGGUUUGUCUGGAUUAUGAAGAGGGGUGGGUUGGAUUUUAUGAAGAUGACCAUACGACUAUGAUGCAGGCCUCCUUCAACAAUGAAAAUGCUUUCCCCUUCUUGUACUUAGGCCACGGGGUUAGCCUCACACUCUCACCCUGAAGCACACUGGGACUCGACCUCCCCCCUCUUCCCCAGGAAAGGCACCCCUCUAGCGAUUUUCUGUACAGCCUGCCCUAGCCUCUGCACCCUUGCCUACACACAGCCUUUGCACCAGCCUCUGAUUUAAUUUGAACCAGAGCACACACCUGUGUGGAUGCUCUUACUUGGGCUCCAAAGUGGCGUGACUCAAUUUUAAAGGAUUGUCUACAUUAGACCGGGGAUCAACGCUGCAGCAAUCGAUCCACCGGCGGUUGACUUAUUGCGUCUGCUUAGACAUGAUAAAUCAACCUCCGAGUGCUCUCCCGACGAUUCUGGCACUCCACCAGAGUGAGAAGAGUAGCUGGAGUUGACAGGUGAACAGCCCUCACCCACCUUACUGUGUGGAAGACACCGCGAUAAGUACAUAGACUUCAGCUACACUCUUUGCAUAGCUGAAAUUGUGCAGAUUAGAUCAGCUGGGGGAAGAAGGAGUCAGUGUAAUGUAGACUAGGCCUAAGUGUUGCCAGCACUUAGUUGUGUCAUAAUAUUCGAUUUUUUCUCUUAAAGCCCCAGUUCCCGGAGUCCUGUGAUUCCCUCAGGCUCUGAGCGCUUAUUAAAUCAAGCAAUUAAAAUCA